CCCGACGCAGUCAAAGCAGCGCAUUACAUCCAACAGCUCGACGAAGCGCGUUGCGAUGACAACUGGGAUGCCGUCCCCGAGCUAGUCCGCAAGGUGCGGAAACAUGCCCCUGAACGAGCCUGUACGUUCUUCUUCUUUUCUCUCUCCCUCUCCCCAUCACCAAACUCAUGCUCACCCAUCCUUCCUCCCCCCCCCCCAGGCCUCUCCCAAUCAGCAACAACCGAACACUCCAUCAUCAAAGCCUCGGUCAAAUCCACCCCCGACACCACCGCCUCCUCCCUCGAAGCCGCCUCCCAACUCCCCGCCCUCCUCACCGUCAUCGAAAACGAACAAACCCACCCCCAAGACCGCUUCCAGGCCCGCGUCUGCGCCGGCUGGUUACACUGGGUGCUGAGAGAAUACUCCCUCGCCCUUGAGCGCCUCCCCCGAUCGUUCGACGAAGAGUUCCCCACCACCGACGCCGCAGUCGAACCGUCAGAAUGGACCAAAGUCUGCGCCUUGAAAACGGCCUAUCUGAGAGCAAACUGUCUAGCGCGCGACGGACAACGCAAGGGUGCCCUCGAAGCCUUCGAAAUCGCGUUGCCGAGUCUGAACACUGUCUGGAAUGCCACGCCAGGAGGGCCAGCGAGACAGCAGAUACGAUACUGGGCCGAGUUGUUCCUCACCGAGUAUUGCAUGUUGGCUAGCCAGGCUACGAGGGAGGGGGAGAAGUCACUCUCGGAGGGGAACUGUCUCUCUGGGUUUAGAACUUGGGCAAGAUACUGGGCUGGCGCUGCCAAGGGCGUGGCGGUCGCGGCGCAGGAUCAGGCCGGUAUUUCGGGGGCGGGGGGAUAUGGGUUCCGGGGAUCGGUGCCUAGGAGGCAGGUCUGGAGCGAGUAUUACUCUGCCUUGUCCGAGAUUCUGCAGCGGGACUUGGCUUACCCCCCCUUUGGGGUUACGGUGCCGGUGUCGAAUGGGGAGACCAUCAGUGCCCGCGCACAGUUGAGAGCGGAACUCAAGAAGGUGGAGACCAUCUAUCAGGGUCUGCUGUUUUCGGAGACCAAGUUCCCGAGGGCAGAUGAGGAAAGGCAAGAGGUGGAAGAGUUUGUGGCGAGGGUGAUGAGGAAUUGGACUAUUUUGAAUGGGAGGGGCUGGAAGGAGCAUGAUCUGGGGGCGGGGGGGAGGGAUAGUUUGAGCAGAGGGACGCUGGACACAUUGUACGGCGCAGCGACAAAGACGUAUCAUUCUACGGCGAUACUCAGGCAUCUGUUUACGGUACAUUUGGCAGUGGCAGAGUUUGAUUUGGCGUUUGUGUCGUUUGACAGCUGGUUUGAGCUGGUGAAGAAGGGGAAGGCGAGGGUGGAGAAGACGGGCCAUAGGGAGCCGGCGCUGGAUGACAAUGCGACGGUUUUGGAGACCAUCUCUGCGGCCGUUGCGGCGCUGUGCAGAUAUGGUGGACGGGAGUCGGCGGAUAAGGCGAGGAAGAUUUCGGAAGAGCUGGAGGGGCUGGUAAAGAAGUGGGGGGAACUGGAUCCGGAGAGCGCGGACCCGAGGGACUUGGUGCCGCCGAGGUCGAUGGCGCUGGCGUGGCAGAGUAUUGGGUUGGCGAAUGCGCAGUGGGCUAGGAUGACGUACGAGUCGGAAUCGAGGGCCGCCUUUCAGGAGAAGGCGAUCCAGUGUUUGCGGUGGUCUCUGUCACCCGAGUUUGGGAGUGUGGUUGAUGUGAGGGGGGUGUUUGCGUUGGGUGUUUUGUACGCGGAGCAGAGAAAGUUGUCUGUGGCUAUUGAGCUGGUCAAGACGGCGCUGCUGGCGGACAAGGCGGUGCAGGAGCUUGAGGAGCUGCAUAAUGGGCCUUACUGGAGGGAAAGAUCGUUGAUUCCGCUCUGGCAUCUUUUGGCGCUUAUGUUGAGCGCACGUCAAGACUAUGUCUUGGCUGCGCGGGCGUGUGAAGGUGCCAUUGAGCAGUUCAAGGAUCCGAUCGUCUUGUUUGGCAGCAGGGACCUCAACGGUGGCUUCAGGAGUGAGCACCUUAAUGAGGCGGCUGUUGAAAAGGCUGGCGGUGAUGGCAUCGUGGACGAGAUGGACGACUUCGAGAAGGAGAGCAUUCUGGAGAUCAAGAUGACCCAGCUUGCCAUUCUGGAACUCGUUGAAGGUCCUACCGUGGCUGUCAACGCCAGCACUGAGCUGCUCACGCUGUUCCCCAGGCUGUUUGGCGAUCUCGGCGAACCGACACUGGAAAUAUCAAAGGUCGAGCCUCCCAAGACCAUGGCCACGAUGCGCAGCUUCAGAGAUAGUAUGUUUGGCGGUCGCGCAGCCAAGGGUCACCAACCACGGCAGAGCGUGGCAACCUCCAGGCCACAAACUGCCAACACCACGCUCACUCAGCAGACCAGCAGCGAGACGGCCAUUGACGUGCAGCCUAGCCGCAGGUCUCUGAGGUCGGGCAGUCUUAAUGGUAGGAGCAGGAACAGCCUCCGGAAAAGAGAUCGGAGCGGCAGCCGGCAACGCGCCGUGAGUAGCGGCCCGCCAGUCCCGCCUCUCAAUGGAGAUAAAUACCAGCCUACCUUUGAGGACCCCAGCAGCCCGCAGCAUUUCACUUAUGCCAGCAAGACUGUGGCCGGGACACUGAGACCAGAGACGACAAACUCGUCCGCUUUGUCGAAGCGGACGACGGAUGGACCUUCGGAGGUGGGCGUCGGAACAGGGACCCUGGAAAGUUUCUCACCUCUGUUGCCCUUUGUACAAUUCUCCCAGGAGCACAGCAAGAGAAAAAGAAAGGGCAUUCUCGUCAAGGUCUGGCUUACUAUUGCGGGGUUUUACCGACGGGCUGGUCUGCUUGACGAUGCCCAAAAGGCCAUUGAGGAAGCACAGAAGAUUGUACAGAGCUUUGAGGGCGAUGUAGUCAGCGAUACCUCCGGAGCACUGAACACCAGGACGGCGGGAUGGGGCAUGGAGAAGAGUGUUGAGGCUGUUUUGGCUGAUGUCUGGACCGAGGGAGAACUCUCUCUCGCCCUGGAAAGACCUUACCAAGCCCGCGCCGACUUUGAAACAGCUUUGACGCACUUCCCCGACCACCCUGUCGCCAUCGUCGGGCUCUCGAAUAUUCUUUUGGAUAUCUGCUCGGAGAAGCUUCUCCCACCCCCGGCAGUCCCCGGCCUUGACCUUGGCGGCGCAUCCCUCGUCUCUGAACCACAUGAAGACCACCAACUCAUCGCCUCCCCGCCAAGCCGGUUUCCUGAACUGCCGUCUGAACCCCUCGGUCUUGGUUCGCCUAAACAUAAGACUGCAAGCAGGAAGCCGGAUCGCGAAGCGGUGUUUGACCACGAGGAAGAGGAUGAAACCGCUAACGGGGUUUCCAAGGCAUCGCCGUCGAGGCUGCUAGGCCCGCAGCUCCCGCCGCCGUAUAAAGCGACCAGUGUACCGCUUAUUGAUCGGUUGGCAGCGAGAGACAGGGCGUACGGGCUUUUGAGCGGGCUGACGAAGUUGGGGUCGGGGUGGAAUUACUCUGAGGCGUGGUUCGCGCUGGCGAGGGCGUAUGAGGAGAGUGGACAGGCGGAGAAGGCGGGGGAUGCGUUGUGGUGGGUUGUGGAACUGGAGGAUGGGAUGGGGGUGAGGGAUUGGGGGGUUGUUACUGCUGGUGGGGGGUAUGUUUUGUAG
Podospora anserina S mat+ is the source of this 3636-nucleotide messenger RNA. RefSeq lists its product as uncharacterized. Gene Ontology annotation, molecular function: protein binding. Lineage: Eukaryota; Fungi; Ascomycota; Sordariomycetes; Sordariales; Podosporaceae. The annotation marks the transcript as partial. The record is from RefSeq and is a predicted model, not a curated record. The transcript is spliced from 2 exons.